This is a messenger RNA of Somion occarium, 1819 nucleotides long. The record is from the annotation of a GenBank genome assembly. Lineage: Eukaryota; Fungi; Basidiomycota; Agaricomycetes; Polyporales; Cerrenaceae.
AUCGAUCAUCUAGCAUACUAUCGAUGUCCGCAGGUGCCUCUAUGUUGUUCGUUCCUUCUCGGCUGGUAUGCGGCGGAUUAUGCUAGGAUGUCAUUGAGGGACAAAGAAGCAUUCUGGGAUAUACCAAAAAGUAAGGGUUAAACUUAUGGAAAUCAAGACUUACCUCAGAUGCGGCUUCUAAUAGUGAGUCUUAACCUGGAAUCGCGACUUCUUAGCGUGGUGCGCAUGAUACAUGCCGCUCCAUGAUAGAGUUCUGCUUUGACCGGAUCUUGCUGUGCGCCAGGGUGAGAGGGAUAGAGAAAGUCUUCACUCCAUGGGAUUUGUUGCCUUGGUCAAGUUGCGAACCUAAACCUCAUGGGAGGAAACAGCCGGACCCCCAUGAUUGCCAGCCAAAAACGGCAACCGACGUCGUUAAUCGGCAACGCAAUCGACUCUCCAGUCGACGAACUUCCGAAUGUGCCUGAUAGCCACUCCUUCGAACGCUUCCGCUCCAAAUUCAAGUGUUAUAGGAUGGACUCCGAUAAUACAUCAUCAUCACCAAGUCAUAACUGGCAUUCGAGCUAGGCUUUUCGUAUCAUCGAACCAAAAUCAUGAGAUCAUCCUCGACUCCAUGACGGACCCGGACAUUGCGUCCGAUCCUAUAUAAGCUUUCAAAUAGCUCUCAUAUCCCCAGGUUCAUCUCCGAGUAGCUUCAUUGUUACCCUCUCCCUAGACCUGUACGCAGCCCCCCUGCCCUUCACAUUAUGUCUUCGCUUGGCGGAUCGCUCGACCAGAACCCACCUAAUGCUGACAGACACAUUACUGAGGGUGGUUCUGACUGGCUAUGGGCCGUCACCGCCAUUAUGGGUUUAAGUACGCUCGGGAUGGUGUUGUGGCAGACUACCCGACCAAGAGGCACUCGAUUCUUCCACAACAUAGCUCUUAUCAUUCUCACGACAUCAACGAUCGCAUACUUUGCAAUGGCUUCCGACCUUGGGGCUACUCCAGUGCGAGCUGAGUUCUCGCGAGGCACCACCAACACUCGUCAGAUCUGGUUCGUCCGAUACAUCCAAUGGUUUAUUAACUUCCCUCUUCUCCUUAUCCUACUCCUCUUCUCCACCGGUCUCUCCGUUUCCGACAUCCUUACGACCGCUUUCUUCUCCUGGGUCGUCGUUAUUUGCGGUCUGGUGGGUGCUCUUGUCCCAAGCGCCUAUAAAUGGGGGUUCUUUGUCUUCGGUCUUCUCGCACUGUUCUACAUCUGGUCUGUACUCCUCGGUCAUGGCCCGCGUACGACAUUCAACGCUGGCCAAACCACUCGCUCGGGCUACGUCCGUGGCUCAGGCCUCGUCGCCUUCAUCACCCUUCUGUACCCUAUCGCGUGGGGUUGCAGUGAAGGUGGUAACGUUAUCUCACCGACUGGCGAGAUGAUCUGGUACGGGAUACUCGAUCUCAUCCUCGGACCUCUCUUCCUCUACCACUUCCUCUUUGGUUUGAGGAAUGUCGAUUACGGGGCGUUCGGAUUCCAUUCUGGUAAGCAUACGGAUGGUGCUUAUGGCGGACCUGAUGGAGGUGUUGGUGCUGGACCUAACAUGAAAACGGCUGGUGGUGGUGCUACGGGUGCUCGUGAUGUUGUGUAAUGACUUACGGAGAUUGAAAGAAAAUACUACAACGAAGCCCAUGAUCCUGAAAGACAAUCAGAAUACUUAUGCCAUUCUCGUUAUGCUGUUCAUCGCUUACUCUACAAUCUUUGUGUCAUAUUUCUAGUAUCAGUUCUGUAUUAUAGAACUUAGAAGACACGAAUUGUUCUCAACAUACAAUGAUAUCAUAUCGGUGACAUGUC